This is a messenger RNA of Mytilus californianus (California mussel), 438 nucleotides long. RefSeq names its product perlucin-like. The record is from RefSeq and is a predicted model, not a curated record. NCBI's taxonomy places the organism in Eukaryota, Metazoa, Mollusca, Bivalvia, Mytilida, Mytilidae. The transcript is spliced from 4 exons. Gene Ontology annotation, molecular function: signaling receptor activity. Bases 1 to 438 code for a protein of 145 amino acids.
AUGUCGAUUUAUAUAUUACUUUCUGAAUGUCCAGAUGGUUUUGUCCAUAAUGGAGAAUCUUGUUACUUGUUUUCAAUUCUCCAAGUCUCCUGGAUACAAGCCAUGAAAUUUUGUGAAAUUUACCAGGGAGAAUUAGCAGUUAUCGAGACAGAAGCAGAACAACUCUUCCUUGAAAAUUAUCUUAAUUCAACCUGGAGAAAUGCUAAUCAGACUGAUGGUGUUUGGAUAAGUGGUACUGACUUGCUAGUGGACGGCGAGUGGAUCUGGGCUAAGAAAGGCAGGUCAAUCGAUUAUUUUCGAUGGGCUCCAGGACAACCCGACAGUUCAAACAUGAACAUUGGUGGAGAAGACUGUAUCGAUUUAAUUCGUAGUAAAAACUUCAUGUGGAAUGAUGCUCCUUGCGAAAGUCAUAUCAACUUUGUCUGUGAACGUCCGUAA